This is a messenger RNA of Acanthosepion pharaonis, 1023 nucleotides long. Lineage: Eukaryota; Metazoa; Mollusca; Cephalopoda; Sepiida; Sepiidae. The record is from the annotation of a GenBank genome assembly.
AUGUUUCAUGCUUCUUUCUUUCUUUCUUUCCUUCUUUCUUUCUUUCUUUCUUUCUUUAUUCAUUCAUUUUCUCUUAUUUAUUUCCGCUUUUUUUCUCAUAUUUCUUUCUUUCUUCCCGUCUUCCCAUUUUUUUUUGUUUCCUUUUCUUUACUUAUACUCUUUCUUUCUCUUCUCCUUAUUUUUUUCAUUUAUUUUUUUCUUCCCAUUUCUUUAAUUCUUCCUUUGUUCUAUUUUUUUUUGUUUAUUUCUUUUCUUUUCUCGCUUUUUUCUCUUUCUUUGUUUAAUUGUUUCUUUCUUUCACAUCUUCCCUCUGUCUUUAUUUCUUUUCUUUCUUUCGAUUGUCUUCGUUUUCUAUUCUUUCUUUCUCUUUCUUUCUCUUUUUCUUUUUUCUUUCUUUCUUUCUUUCCUUCUCUCUUUCUUUCUUUCUCAUUUUCGUUUUAUCUCCUUUCUUUUUUCUCGUCCCCUCUUUCUUUGCUUCGUUCUUUCGUUCUUUCUUUCUUUCUUUCGCUCUUUCUUUCUUUCGUUCUUUAUUUCUUUCUUUCUUUCCCAUCUUCCCUCUACCUUUAUUUUUUCUCUUCCACUUGUCUUUGUUUUCUUUCUUUUCUUUCUUUCUUUCUUUCUUUAUUUAUUUAUUUUUCUUUCUUUUUUCUUUCUUUUUUUCUUUCUUUCUUUUUCUCGUCCCCUCUUUCGUUCUUUCUUUCUCAUCUCCUCGCUAUCGUUAUUGCUUCGCUUUCUUUCUCUUGUCUUCGUUCUUCUUCUUUCUUUCUUUCUUUCUUUCUUUCUUUCUUUCUUUCUUUCUUUCUUUCUUUUGUUUUUGUUUUCAUUUCCUUCUUUCUUUUACUCAUCCUCCUUUUCUUUCUUUCUUUCGUUCUUUAUUUCCUUCUUUCUUUCUUUCUUUUCUUUCACCUUCUUCCUUUCUUCUUUUCUUCUAUUUAUUUACUAUCAAAUCGCGUCACUCGAAAUAAAACUAAUUCAAUUCGACAUCAUUUCAAUAUUUUUUUUAAUAUUUCGCUCCUUCUUUAA